ACUCACAAAUGCACAUAAAAAGGAUUAAAAUACAGCAAAUUAAAGGGGUCCAACAAUUUUCCCUUUUGUCAAUUGGUGGCAAACAAAUCUCAAUUUUUUAACUCACCAACGACCAACCUAACUUUAAAUAGCAGCCAAGAAAGAAGCUUGGUCAUUCAUUCCCUUACCCGAGAAAAUGAGGUGGAGCUCACUCUUUGUGCCCUCUUUUCUACUCCAUAUUCUUCUUCUAUCUUGCAUUCUUUUCACACCAACUGAUUCCUCUGAUGGGGAUGGGGAUGGGGAUUUGGUAGACCAAAUAUGCAAAAAAACACCCUUUUAUGACCUUUGCAGCUCCAUCUUACACUCAAAUCCCUUAGCCCCCAAAAGUGAUCCAAAGGGUAUGGCCCUCAUAAUGGUCAAUGGAAUUCUGACAAAUGCUACUGACACACUCAGUUACAUUGAAGAGCUUAUCAAGCAGACCUCAGAUGAACAAUUAGAGCAACAGUUGGCUUUCUGUGCUGAGUCAUACAUCCCAGUUGUGAAGUACAUUCUCCCACAAGCAGCUGAUGCCAUAAACCAAGGUCGAUUUGGGUUUGCCAGUUACUGCAUAGUUGAUGCUCAGAAGGAAGUAAAUGCUUGCGACAAGAAAUUCUCGGGCUCAACUCAAGCACCCUUAAGUGAUAGAAAUGACAUUAUGCAGAAGCUGGUGGAUGUGGCUGCUGCCAUAAUUAAACUAUUAUUAAAUGGCUGAUUUAUUUUUCUCUUCCUCCUUUCCAGCCUCAUUUCUUGUAGAAUAUAGCAAUUAUUAGUGCCCUUAUCUUAUUCAAUAAAUAAAUGCUUUAGAUGCUUCAGUUUGUACAAAUAAUUAUAUGAUGUAAUUCUGUGUACUCUAAAGAUGCCGUUUAUAAACCAUACUUUUUUUUAUAA
Molecule: messenger RNA, 906 nt
Organism: Glycine soja
Lineage: Eukaryota; Viridiplantae; Streptophyta; Magnoliopsida; Fabales; Fabaceae
Product: cell wall / vacuolar inhibitor of fructosidase 1-like
Exons: 1
Coding region: 176-730 (184 amino acids)
Biological process (GO): negative regulation of catalytic activity
Molecular function (GO): enzyme inhibitor activity
Source: RefSeq, a predicted model, not a curated record